Messenger RNA from Marmota flaviventris (yellow-bellied marmot), 438 nucleotides. RefSeq names its product cornifin-A. The record is from RefSeq and is a predicted model, not a curated record. NCBI's taxonomy places the organism in Eukaryota, Metazoa, Chordata, Mammalia, Rodentia, Sciuridae.
AUGAGUUCCCAGCAGCAGAAGCAGCCCUGCGCCCCACCCCCUCAGCUGCACCAGCAGCAGGUGAAGCAGCCUUGCCAGCCUCCACCCCAGGAACCAUGUGUCCCCCAAACCAAGGAGCCCUGUCACACCAAAGUGCCUGAGCCCUGCCAGCCCAAGGUGCCUGAGCCCUGCCAGCCCAAGGUGCCAGAGCCCUGCCAGCCCAAGGUGCCUGAGCCCUGCCAGCCCAAGGUGCCUGAGCCCUGCCAGCCCAAGGUGCCUGAGCCCUGCCAACCCAAGGUGCCUGAGCCCUGCCAGCCCAAGGUGCCUGAGCCCUGCCAACCCAAGGUGCCUGAGCCUUGUCAAUCCAAGGUGCCUGAGCCCUGCCAACCCAAGGUGCCAGAGCCCUGCCCCUCGACAGUCACUCCAACACCAGCUCAGCAGAAGACAAAGCAGAAGUAA